Molecule: messenger RNA, 546 nt
Organism: Tetrahymena thermophila SB210
Lineage: Eukaryota; Ciliophora; Oligohymenophorea; Hymenostomatida; Tetrahymenidae
Product: leucine carboxyl methyltransferase family protein
Exons: 5
Cellular component (GO): membrane
Source: RefSeq, a predicted model, not a curated record
AUGGCCGUUGAAGUAAACACAUUGAAUUUCACUAUUCCUAAAGACUUCGCCUGGGUACUUGCUGGCUUAGUUACUUUAAGUGCUUAGCUUUUCAUAGUUAAUAUUGCUUACGUAGGAAGAGUCCGUACAAGAGUAUUUAAGAAUACAGAUCUCUAAAAAGUUUUUGGUGAUGACCAUAAAAAGCACACUAAUGCCACAAUUAAUCCUCUAGGAUAUCCAGAUUUUGGAUAGGGCAGAUAUUCUGAUCAACUCUCCUAUGGUGAUUGGUAUGACUUUAACAUAGCUUAAAGAAUUCACUAUACAUUCAUUGAGUUCUUUAUUCCUUUCAUUGUUAUCUCUUUAGUAGCUGGUCUCUAUAAGCCCUGUUACUCUGCCUACAUCAUAUUUGGUGCAGUUUUUUCAAGAAUAUGUUUCCACAUUGGAUAUGCUUCAGGAAACGCCCAACAUCCUAUCAGAGUUUUAGGAGCAGCUCUUCAAGACUUUUGUUUCCUUGCUAACUUAAUUUUAUCUGUCAUGGGAUUACUUUCUUGGUUAGGUUAUAUUUGA